Messenger RNA from Trichomycterus rosablanca, 2444 nucleotides. RefSeq lists its product as uncharacterized. The transcript is spliced from 4 exons. Lineage: Eukaryota; Metazoa; Chordata; Actinopteri; Siluriformes; Trichomycteridae. The record is from RefSeq and is a predicted model, not a curated record. Bases 22 to 1602 code for a protein of 526 amino acids.
UCGCUUAGAGUGGAGCGAAGGAUGGACAUAAAUGAAGAUGAGAAACCAUCCUGGAAUAGCAGAGGAACCUUGAGUGUAAGUCAGCUGUCCAGCAGAGGGCUGUCUCGUUCUGUGAGUCCAAGAGCAAGACCUUCCUCCUGUAUUCCAUGGGAGACCGGCCAUAAAUUGUCUACAAACAACCUGCUGCAGGCUCAUAUUAACCAUGAAAGGUCAGGUGAGCUCUCGCAUCCGAGGCAGAUAUCAAAUAACCGGAGGUCCAAGAGUCUAGAGCGAGGGAUGCACCUAAAGUCACUGGCUUUUGACCGGGAUCAAAGAAGAACCAUGACUAAAGGGCCUUCUAUGAAUUUUGAGGUUGAUUCGUUUUACCAUAGACUGGAAAGACCUCCAUACAGUGUGGAGGGCAGCCUGAGGAAUUCACCAGCCUUCAAUCAUAGCCAAGAACAUAUUGCCCCCGGAGCAGGUCACUUUAGAGAAAAUCAGCAGAACAGGAUGGAAGAAAGAGGCCGAGGGCACGCUGGCAUUGCUAAGGAUUUUAUGGAGAUGUCUGUGGAUGAGCUAGAGGAACAGGCUCUCACCAGAUCCAUGCUGGAUACUGAUACGACUGACCGUCACCGACCAAGUUUGUAUCAACCUGAACGUGAGGGGCAGACAGAGAUAAAUGUUGGCUACAAAACAAUUCAGAGAGGCGUCAGAAGAGACCCGAAUAGGUUGAGUUGUCGAUCGAGCAGUACCCUUCCUUCAAAGCAGAGGCAAAAACCAAGUCUCCAGAAAAGUCUUAGUGUAAGUUCCCAGCAUGUGAACCAUCACAGAAGUGUCCCAAAUCUAAACUCCAAGAGGUACAAAGAGUCAUUCCUGCCCCCGGAUGCCUGGAUUGAUUCAUUAAGCGUGGGUCAGAGACCCUCCCUGUCUCCUAUUCAAAGUAGGCCUGGGUCAAUAGCCGAGGACACCCAGGUCAUUUCUAAUCAAGAAACCGAAUCAGGGGUGCCUUCGGAAAUUCAGCUGCAAGACUCCCAGCACAGACCGACCUCCAACAUUCCCUCUCCUCCUGACCAAAACUCGUACCAGCAAAUGGUGUCUCAGCAUCCUGGUCCACCUCCUAUGCCUGUAGAAGAUUCCAGCUGGCCCUCGUAUCACUGCUACUCUCCAGAACCAGAGGGCAGUUGCAGGAGCUACGCCAGCCAGAGCAGUGGCCGAGGCAGCCUGGAUCAGCCAAUCAGAAGGCAGUCUAUGUCUUUCAGCCCCCUUCUUAUCAACUCCAUAGACAUUGCAGAUGAAAGAAGCAGAGAUGCGGCAGGCUUGCCGGAAUGCUUUAGGAGAGACUCUGUGGACGAGAACUACGAGUGGGACUCCCAGUCUGUCUCCAUGCCCUCAAAUGACCUGAAAAGUUCAGGAAAUACAGUCUGCCUGGAGGACAUUCUCAGCAAAGGGAGGCAGAGAAGCACACCUAUCGACCACAGGCUUGCCCUCAACCAUGAGAAGAAAGGUUUGUACCCCUCGGUCAGUAUGUUGCCCCACAGUUGUGAUGAGUCCAUCCUGGCACAGGAGAUUCAACACGGAUCGACAUGCUACCCAGACCCCGAGGCUGAAGGUGUGCUAUUCUGAGCAUCUGUGAGACUGGACACUCCGUUGUGGUCGCCACAUGGUCAGAUGGAUUGUAGGCUGGUUCACUGAUGAGAACGAACCACAAAAAACAACAUUUAUUUUUCUACGACUAAAAGUACAUUACGCUGGCAUGAUUUGAUCAGGGUUCGGGCUGUUUUCUUUCUAAGUGUUCGAAGAACUGAAGUGAACUUUGGUGUAACAUCGAGAAGAAUUCAAGACAGAACUCCCUGCUUUUUAAGACGCCGUUCAGACUGAAAAGCAGUAGAUUGGAUGGGAUCAAGCUGAACCUCUCUAGCUGUCGAGUUCUUCAUCACAUUCAAUGACAUUUGGAUUCAGACAAUUCCACAGCGGAAUCGAAGGGACGAACCUGUGCUCGCCACACACGAAGGCAAUAAAUUCUGGUUCGUCACGUCUCUGCGAUUAAUGGAUGGGAUCCACCUGAAGAAAGUGACUCGGUUAUGUCGGAAGGAUACUCCUCUGACCUAAAUUCACUGCUUUUUUUUCCGCUGGGAAAUCGAAGCUUGAUUGAAGUACUGUGGACGUCUGUAUUGAUCGGCGCUUACUGAAUGAGCAUUGUGAUCGGAGACCUGGUUGGAUCAGGUUUAAGGGAAACUCAUGGUGUGAAAACUUUUCUGUGUGAUGCAUUUUCUACAGGAUGAUGCCUCUGAAAUGAAGAAUUGGAAAUUCAGAUACUGUAAAUACUGUCGGAUGGACAGUCGGCAUUUUAAAUCUAAUGAAAAGGUGAUUUUAAAUCUGAUAAAAUUGUCUAAAAAUUGAUUUAAAUAAUGAAGUAAUGAAUUGAAGGCUAACCAAUCUGUUUUGUUGGCAAACUAUAUUAAAUA